CCUUUUAGCUGAAGUACUGAGUGCCUUGGACAUUUUUGGAUUUGGCUUAGUGUCUUUGUUCUCAGUCUUAUUGUCAGUCAGUGAAGCAGUUCCUCGACCCCGCCCUGCACCACUGGAACCUGCCCCUGACAUUAUCCGGCUUCUUGAUGGUGUUGUAACUCGCACCUAAGCAAAGCAGGGGUGCUGGCUAAUAACAGGAAUCGCCAUCACCCAUGCACAAUGGCAUUCGGGUUCAUUCGUGAUGUACGGACAGCAACGAUCUUCACUGCCCGUUGGAUUGUUUAUGACCGACUGGGCUGAGGUGACGGCGUCCGAUUGCUCUAUAAAAAUAGUGAAUAUAGAAAUUUAAAAUUACAUGUUCAACAAGGCUCUCACAUUCUUACUUUAGUGUGUCGAUCUGAUAUUGUUUUUUUGCCAAUAAUGUACAAUAUAUUUCGUUACUUGAUUAUAUCGACCUGAUCAUCUGAAUGGGUGUUUCAUGUCUCAUGAGACCCCUCUUAAAAGUCCCUGCUCCUGUCAUCAUUUAAAGCAGAUUCUUACUAGGGAGUGUACCAAAACGAAAUUAAAAGUAUUUAAUAAUUAUGAAUGAAUUAUCCCUUUCCUUAAUCACAUCCAUUUACUUUACCACUUAAACUGUAUCGUUCUCCGUUUUUCCUGGAAUACAAAGAAAGAAAAGCAACUAAUAAAGCUUUCUUCCAGAUAUUUAGUAUUUCACAAGCUACUCUUGCUCUUAACUUACGUGGAUGACAUAUCUCCCUUAGAAUUACAUAAAACAAAUGUCUGAUAAGGUUCGAGGUCGAGUAUCCGAAAUUGAGUGCCAUACGCAAGUUGUUGUCGCGUCUAGUGAGAAACUUUCUAAUUUCUGAAUAAUGGAUAUUCCUCCAGUUGUUUCAAAUCCACCCAUAGAAAAGAAAUCUCUAUUCGUUCCAUCCUUGGAUGAAGUUGCUAAAGUACUUCAAGAUGGGCUGAAGUCAAACUUUGCCCAAGUUGAAGUGAAGGUUGUGGAUUGUCCUGAUUUGACACAGAAACCCUUUACUUUGGCUUGCAAAGGUCUUGGUGGUAAUCCAAGUGUUGUGGAAGUGGGAGGUGUUCCAUACCUUCUUCCCUUGGUAAAGAGAGAAAAGUUAUACGAUUUCAAAGAUGUUGCUCGCUGGUCAGAAAUAAAUCCUGCUUUUAUCAUUGGGGCAUGUGCUGGACCAUGGCCUUAUGCUGGAGUAAAUUGUGAGAUGAUGGCAAACUUAAGAGUGUCCGGAAAUGAUGUGGAUAAUCACACAAGAAUUGCCAAAAUUAAUACAAAUGAUGAUAGCUGCAUCUUAGAGAUUUUGCCCAAUACUGAGACUAGAAUUGCACUACUUGCCAACCUAUUCUUAAGCGAAGGAAAACCUGGAAAAGUCCUCCAAGUUCAUUGUAAAACAAGGACAGGCAAUGAUGACUUUAUUGCUAGUAUCAGGAAGACGCUUCAGGAUCACUACAAGGAAAAGGCUGUUGGGCUUGGUGGAACAUUUGUUCUCAAAGAAGCAAAAGCUAAGCAGCAUAUCAUGCCUGACUUUUCCACUGUACGUCUAAAUUCUGACCAAGAUGUGGAAAACUGGUUACACUUUUAUAACCAGUCCCCUCCUCUGGUAGCAGUGGGCACUUUGGUUUCAGCAGACCCUGGACUGGAUCUUCGUGUGCAACAUUUCCAUAGUUUCAGCCAUCAUGGGGAAGGUGGCCAUUAUCAUAUAGAUACAGAGCCUGCAUCUGCCGAUUAUUUGGGCUACUUCGCUUUAGGAGAACAAGUAGUGAGAAUUGAUCGGCCAGUCGAGACUCAUGAUUUUGGAAGAGACUAACAAUUUAAAGAAACAUUGUACAUGAGAAUCGGUUUCAAAAGAGCUCAUUAACUGUUGAUUUUCUAGCAAAUAAUGAAAAAAAAAAAAAAAAAAUGGGUAUGGGUAUACAUAAAAGAAUAAAACUCAAACUAGACUUUUACAAGUCAGAAAAAAUUCACAUUUUGAACUUUGUAUUUGUAACAAUAUUGCUUCCGGAAUAAACAAUAUAACACUAUAUUUCUGACUAAUGCAGAGCACAUUUCUUGUGUCGUGGUCAUAUCACAGUUGCCAUAUUCACUAACACCAAACCACAGCAUUUACUCCCUUUAUCAUACUUUAAGAUGCCAGUCUUUUUGGCUGCUAUUUUCAUGGUUGAAUUAUUUUUCUAAAUGGUGCUGAAUUGGCAUGAAGUUUAAAAUCAUUCCAAUGUGGAAAGAACAAAUUAAAAAAAAUAAGUGAAUAACAUAAUUAGGGUAAUACCGUAGAUGGGAAUUUCUUCAACUACACAACUUUCUGAGAUGCUUCCACAAUGAACACCAUCUAGCUUACCAGCAAUCAUCAGGUUCCGUUUCAGUGCUCAGAAUACACUUCCACAAACAAGUGAUCAAUGCCCAUUGAAAUAACAAAAUACAUCAAUUUUGAAAUAUCAAACAAUGAUAUUGCAUGAAACCAUCAUAAAUGUACCAUACCACAGAAGAUUAAACUAAUUAUUUGAAAACAUGGAAGUUGCAUAUUUUGCACACAAUUAAUUCCAACAGAUGCAAAAUACACUGAACAGGCCUUCAUAUAUCUGCUGAUACACAAUAAAAAAAUGAAACUUGCUUUUCAUAUCAUUAGAAUUAAGAAAUGCACAUAAUCUUAAGGUAAUUGAGAAAACUUCUUGAAUCAUACAAUACACAAAAUUUAGCAAUGUUACUCACAUUUAACCCACAAUAGCACGGAUAUAUAUUUCACUUAAUACACAACAAACUCAGAUCUUUCUACAAAACAUUUACUUCAAGCAAAUCACAAAAGCUGAGAAUACCUAUAAUUGUAUAUUAUAUAUUUAUAUACUUACAUAAAAAUACAAGCUUUAAUCACAGAACUUUGUUGUCAAAUUUACACAAGACUUACAGUCUUGCACAUGUUAUUUGCAAGAUACCAGAUUCAUUCCUGGAAGUACUAAUAUAGUUAAAACAUAAGUGAUUGUUUCUAUUUUUUGCACUGAAGGCCAUCAUAAUCUUUCACUUUUCUGGGAUCGAAUAGUCAUCAAUACAAGUAAUUUGCAAAGUGACAAAUAUAAAUUACAAAAAUAUGUACUUUAAUCUAUCCAACAUUAUGUUCAUUCUGAGAAUACAACCAAUGAAACUCUCCUUUUGGAAACGCAAGGUACUGCAUAGGAAGAAGGGUAUGAUCCCACAAUCAUUUUAUCUUUCCAUUCCUUUCUUUUCCAGCCAAUAGAUGACAGCUAUACAUAUUCUGUCAAGCUGCAUACCUGAAUACGAGACAAGGUGACCAGAUACUACGUUUGCUAUCUGUACCCAUUUCUCCUAACAUGUUUCUCAUUCAGAUAAUAAUUUGAUGUUUCUUAUACAGAUGGAAAUUUUUCGUAUACAUUCUCUGCAGGGUGAUAAUAUUCACAGAUGUGUGUGCUCAAUUGGGAAUCAGAACUAUUGGCUAGCUUUCUACAAAUAUAUUAUAUUCAUUCAGCAAAUUUUACAUGCCAUUCUAGUUGAGUGUAUUUUUUUAUAAAAAACUGUAUUCCUCUUUCAAAAUAUCUAACAGGAUUAAAGAAUCAUGAGCUAGCCAGUAAUUUCUGUUCUAAACUUCAACAAACUAACACAAGCAUGGCUAUCUGUUCACCUUAUCUUCAUAACAAACGGAAAGGUAUAUGAGAGAACUUUUUAUUAGUAAUAUAUUGUCAAUUACUCCACACAUUCCUUUCAGUAUUGGACAUUAAUGUAAUUCUUUUGCAAUAUAACAGCUGUCAUAGAGGCAAGUUAGGCGCGGAAAAUGCGAAGAACUCGUACAACAUAUUGGCGGCAAAGUGGGCAUUCAUUAAGUUGUUUUCCACAAGACAUACAGGUUGCCAUGUGUCCACAUUCCAGCAUUGCACAUUCAAUAGGCGCAUCCAUACAAAUCUUGCACAUCUCCGAAGAUCCCAGUCUUUCAAGUGCUUUCUUUUGUUCUCUAUUUUCAAUCCAUAGACGAGUUACCCUUUCUACCAGUUCAGUACGUUCACAGCAUCCUCGAAAAUCUACACGGUUGCGCAUGAGUAGAUCUUUUAUCUGCUUUACAGGCAUACUUUGAAGUUCUUCCAAAGUCUUGAUGGUAUUCAAGGUGAUGAUAGGAGGCUUAUAUCCAGCUCGCCCGAAAACUUUUGGGAAUUGUCUUUCGCUGGAUUCUCUUUCGAUUUCCCAAUUUGUUGGUGAAUUGUUUUCCAUAGUAAGUCUACUGUAGAUUACUGCAAAUUGUUAAGUACGUAAUAGUGGAGAUUUUCACGGCAAGCAGAAGAGUUAAACAAAUCUAUAAUAAGGUAAUAUUCUUCUGGGUAUUAUUCCACCCAUUUAUUUCAUGACUACUCGUAAAAGGGUAUUCCCGCAAUUCUUUAUCUUCCUCUUUCUGCCAUGUCUAGAACACGUGACUAGCAGGCCUGGGCAGGGCAGAACUGUCGCUUCUGAACCUGCAGAUGCGAGUCAAGAUCAGUCAAUAUGUUGGAAGUAUAGCUGCGAACUAAUGGUUAAAAUACGAUAAUGAUGUUGAUCCCCAUGAGUACAUUCAGAUCUUUCUUCAUGGGAAGUUUUCCUACACCUCUUCCAACUUAAGUUUUUGUUUUGUGUAGGUACACUUCUCGAAGUGAGAUGUUAUUUUUUUCUCUAAAAUAAAAUUAUAUUUUUACUGUAACCUAGCUGUGUUCGGUACUGGACUAUGGCAAGAGAGAGCGGGAGUCGAAGUAAGCUUUUUUAGAUCUCCUGCUUCUUUUCCAAAAAUUGCGAAAGUAAAAUUAUAUCAGUGGCGUGUGGUGAAUGUUUUUUUUAGGAAGCAAUUACUUUUCAGAUGGAAGGUUUUUAAUUUUCUUACAUGAAUAUGACAACAAAUGAAAAAUUUAAACUACCGUAGAAGACUGAUACUCCAAACUAAUUGGGGUGUGGCCUGUUCGGAUUAUCCGAAAAAUUAUGUACCGUACAUAUACAAAUAUAGCAUAACCAGACAAUGCAACGUAGCGUGCACUGUGAGAAAAUUGCUUCCGGCAAAAGAUUACCUUUGUUGCAAGUUCCUCUAACGUCGUGUGACGUACCGUUACAGAUUACUGUUAAACCUGAAGUUAGAGAUGGAAACAUUAUUUGCUUCAAAGUUUCAACGAAGCCUUGACAGAUUUGCAGCAAGAGAAAAUAUGAACUCGAAAAAAUAAAUCAAUACCACUGAACCGAUAAGCACAUGCCCAUCACACGAGC
This is a messenger RNA of Gryllus bimaculatus (two-spotted cricket), 5242 nucleotides long. NCBI's taxonomy places the organism in Eukaryota, Metazoa, Arthropoda, Insecta, Orthoptera, Gryllidae. The record is from the annotation of a GenBank genome assembly.